Molecule: messenger RNA, 1152 nt
Organism: Styela clava
Lineage: Eukaryota; Metazoa; Chordata; Ascidiacea; Stolidobranchia; Styelidae
Product: contactin-associated protein-like 2
Source: RefSeq, a predicted model, not a curated record
UACAGAUCAGUUAUAACUAAUCUUAUACGAUGGAGAAAUCCAUGGUGAUUAUCCUUCUGAUAAUUUGCCACAUUGCAAUUACAACUGUCGUUGCUCAGCAUUCGGUGCCGUUUCCGUCAAAGGGAGAGGAUUCAUGCAACGUAGUUCAAGUCAACUGCGGGUCGGCCGCUCCUGUUAACGAUGAAAGCGCCUCUCAGCACCUUAGACACCCGGGGCCCCCCGGGAAGCGUGGCCCCAAAGGCGACUUGGGUCCUAUUGGGCGUGCUGGACCCCAAGGUAUCAAAGGAGCAAAGGGCAUAAUUGGGGGUGUUGGACCAGCCGGUGAUAAAGGAAGUCGAGGUUCAAAGGGACAACAAGGAAUCAAAGGUGUGAAAGGAGACGCUCCUGACUACAUGAGAAUACAAAACAUGAUGAGUGCAACAAGCUGCAAAGAUCUGAACGAAACUUACGGAGUUUCCACAAGCGGAUACUAUCCAUUGAGAACGAUUGGUACCGGAGGUCUGGUCUCUGUUUACUGCGACUUCAGAGUUUACGACGGUAUUCAUACAUGCCAUCAACUGAAGGAAAGAAACGGAAUAACGACGUCUGGAAACUACUUUCUUGGACCAGCUAACAACCAAUAUGAGGUUCAUUGUGACUUUUCUGGAUCGGAUGCAAUCACCGAAAUUCGACAUGAUUCCAUGGGAGAGGUGCUGAUGCCAAAGUGCGAAGAUCCGGGGUGCUACUCUAAGAUUCCUCUGUAUACAAUCAGCCUGAUCGACACGAUCAAAAUCAUCGAGAAUUCAAGGGAAUGUCGGCAGUAUAUUCAGGCACGUUGUGAAGGAAUGAUGAUAUUACGUGAUGGCCCUUAUGCCUGGUGGGUUUCACGAGAUGGUGAGAAAAUGCUAUAUUGGGGUGGAGCGACUUCUAGAAGAAAUUCUUACUGCGCUUGUGGAGAGGCAGGUGGAUGUGCUGACAGCAACUACAAAUGCAAUUGUGAUAAGAACGACGACGGCACCAUCAGGGCAGACGAAGGAUUUCUGACCGACAAGACCAAGUUACCGGUCAAAGAAAUAAGAUUUGGCGACAUGGGAGAUAGUGGAGAAAAUGGAUGGCACACUCUCGGCAAAUUAGAAUGCAUGGGUUAGGAACUCGGGACCGACCGAAAACUAA